This is a messenger RNA of Budorcas taxicolor (takin), 1046 nucleotides long. It is a transcript of the gene TIMM17B, whose product is annotated as translocase of inner mitochondrial membrane 17B. Gene Ontology annotation, molecular function: transmembrane protein transporter activity. Gene Ontology annotation, cellular component: TIM23 mitochondrial import inner membrane translocase complex; mitochondrial inner membrane. Gene Ontology annotation, biological process: protein import into mitochondrial matrix. The transcript is spliced from 6 exons. The record is from RefSeq and is a predicted model, not a curated record. Bases 177 to 629 code for a protein of 150 amino acids. Lineage: Eukaryota; Metazoa; Chordata; Mammalia; Artiodactyla; Bovidae.
GAGGCACGGGCCACACAGCGCCACGUCCCAGACUCGGAACACAUUUAGACUUUUGUUGUCUUCUGCUCCUCUCCACUUGGUUUCUCUUACUCGGGCUCCGUUAAAAGGGGCCACAAUUGUGUGCCUGCAGAAGAAGCCCAUGGCGAAUUGUGGAUGAUUGCGGUGGAGCCUUCACUAUGGGUGUUAUCGGCGGUGGAGUCUUCCAGGCCAUUAAGGGCUUCCGCAAUGCCCCUGUCGGAAUGCGGCACCGAUUGAGAGGCAGUGUCAAUGCUGUAAGGAUCAGAGCCCCUCAGAUUGGAGGUAGCUUCGCUGUGUGGGGGGGCCUAUUUUCCACCAUCGACUGCGGUCUGGUGCGGCUUCGGGGCAAGGAAGAUCCUUGGAAUUCCAUCACCAGUGGAGCACUGACCGGGGCUGUGCUGGCUGCCCGCAGUGGCCCAUUGGCCAUGGUGGGCUCGGCAAUGAUGGGGGGCAUCCUGUUGGCCCUCAUUGAGGGUGUUGGCAUCCUUCUCACUCGCUAUACUGCCCAGCAGUUCCGCAACGCGCCCCCAUUCCUGGAGGACCCUGGCCAGCUGCCCUCUAAGGAGGGUACCCCAGGCCCAGGCUACCCCAGCUAUCAGCAGUACCACUGAGGAAGUGACCACCUGUCACCGCCACCGUGGGAGCUCCUCCUCGGUCCCCUCCCCGAUGAUCUACCUCGAAGGGAGGGCUGGCUCCCAGUUGGCCCAUGGGACCCUCGAGAGGGCCUCUAUCUGUUCCUUUAUCCCAGGUUGGGGGUGGGGCACCCCAGCUGCCCUGAUGGAUGGGUCCCUUUUCUCUCAGGGCACCCCAACCCCCAUUCACAUGCUCUCACCCCAAUCCCUUUGCAUGGCACUCUGAUGAGUAUUUAAAGCCAGUUUUGAAAAUGCCUGUGUAUGUACUCCUUGAGCCACCCAUAGGAGCCGCUCCCUGGGACAGGGUAGAGCCCUCUUCAGGGAUGUGGGAACCAUCGCAUUUGGAGUCACACAGAGAGUCGUCUCUAAUAAAGGUUUGUGGAUGAGUGAGUAGGA